Messenger RNA from Lottia gigantea (owl limpet), 818 nucleotides. RefSeq lists its product as hypothetical. The record is from RefSeq and is a predicted model, not a curated record. Lineage: Eukaryota; Metazoa; Mollusca; Gastropoda; Lottiidae. Gene Ontology annotation, cellular component: recycling endosome; trans-Golgi network; early endosome. The transcript has 2 exons. The coding region runs from base 1 to 414 and encodes 137 amino acids. Gene Ontology annotation, biological process: receptor recycling; retrograde transport, endosome to Golgi; endosome organization.
AUGGCUUCGGAUUCAAUGACAGAUAGCAAAACAAAUAGUCUUUCAAAUAAAUCUUCGAGUCAACCCGACGACGAAGAUAUUACACACAAUGAAAUUAAAGGUUGGUUAUUGAAGAGGGCCAGACUGUCAAGAAAAUGGAAAAAACAAUGGUUUUUGUUGAAAAAUUGUGACUUAUUUUAUGGCAAUAACCCAGAGGAUUCAAGAAAAAAGAUUCCACUUACAAAUGCCGAUAUUUCCGAAACCAGUGUAGACAAAAAACAAUAUGCCUUUAGAAUAAAGAGUAAGGAAGGUGGAAGGACUUAUUACAUACAAGCAGAAAAUGAAAGCAUACAAAAUGAUUGGAUGCAAGCAAUAUGUUUUGCGAAGGCAGCUGGAAUGAAUGGAUCAGCAUCUCAAGCCUGUGUCAUCCAGUAACUGUUUAAUGGUGGUUGGUUGUAUCUUUUGUUUGCUGCAUUUUAGAUGAAAAUUUUUAAACACAAAGGAAUUUAGUCAUAUAAAAGGUAAAUUCUAACUGCCAUCAUUGGAAAGUGAAUCUCAAAAUAAUUACAAAAAUAAUUGACAAAAUUCAACAAAAUGGAUAGAAACUGAAAUUUCAAUAACACUGAACACGAUAUUUUGAUUUCAAAAUUCAAGAUAGAUUGAAAAAGAAAUGCAGCAAACAAAAGAAUCAAAUCUGACAACAAGUGGCUCUAAUUGGUAGAAAAAGUGAUGCAAGGACUGGACAAAAGAGAUGUUGUGAUUGAAGUCGUGAUCAGUGACACAAAUUUGUGUCGUGAAGUGAAGCGAAGUCGUGAUACAAAGUUAGUCGUGAUACGAGG